AUGGGAUUUUUUAACCUUAAUACUUUACUUGGAGAGGUUGUUUUGGUAAAAGUAUGCUAUCCAACAUCGGAAACACCCAAUUUAACCCAAUUAAACCUUGGUGAUAAUUUAUCAAAGGUUCGUAAGGAAUUGGAAGUGCGUGGAUUCAUCAAUGACAAAUUGGCAUUUUCUCGAAAAGAUGUUGAAAUGUCCAAAGUAUCAAAUCCGGACGAGGAAACAAUUCGCCUAAAAGAAAUUAUAGACCAAAAUUGUAAAGAUUAUAUUUUAUAUUUAACUCAUUCAAAUUUGUGGGAAUAUUUGAAUGAAAAGCACAAAUUAGAUUAUGGUCGUACCAUAACUAAUGACGGUAUUAAAACCAAGGAUUAUAAAGUGUUUAUUAUGAAAGGCUGUGAUCUAUUCAACCUUGGCACUAAAGAAUUUAGAUCAGAUACUGUUGAAUACAAUUCAAUCGAAACUGAAGAUAGGUUGACAAAAUCGAAUUUUAACGUUAAUAGUACAUUCCAAAGUUUUAUAAAGUUGGGAUUAUCGGCUGAAAUAAUGAACAAAAACAAAUCAAAAUUGGAAACAAAUUCAACUUGUCAUUAUAGAAAUUAUGGCAAAUUCUCCUUGAAGAUUAACAUUAGAAAUCAUUUAAUACCAACUGAAGAAUUUCUUGAGAGAGUAAAUGACGCCAUAAAAUCAAAAAAUUCGAAAAGUUUUAUUCAAAUUAUUGAGGAUUUUGGUCAAUUCAUACCAACUGAAGUGAUUUUGGGUGGAAGAAUUUAUUUAAAAGAUUAUGGUAGUUCAACAGAAAAUUCUACAGAAAAAGCAAAUAAUGUUGCUAUGAAUUUGAGAGCUCCUAAUAUUGCGGAUGCUGGAGCAUCAAUAGGUACCAAUCAUACUAUAGGAAAUUCAAAGGAUUAUAAAUCAAAAUGUGUUGAAUUCAUCGGAGGCAAACUUGAAGGAAUUGAAAAUUUCGAUGAAAUAGCUUGGGUUAAGUCUUUAGAAGAUUAUAAAAAUUGGGAAUGUGUAGAAUUUCGAAAUCCUACCAAUAUCUUUCAACUGUUAUCUGACGACUUACAACGAAAAAUAUUUGUUUUGCUUGGGAAACAAAUUAUUUAUUCGAAAACGGAAACUUACAAUUAUUCGUUUGGCGAAAGUAAUAAACCGGCAAUAAUCGUAUUACGUGAUGUAAAUAUUUCAAAAACCCUUCAAAAUAAAGAUGCAGAUUGUAAUAUCUUUGCAACAGUUGUAGAUGAAGAAGAUACAAAUAAUGAAUGCUUUAAUUGUCAAAUCUUUUGGCCGCAAGAUGAUGAACCUAGACUUUUCAUUCAUUGUAUUCAAGAUAAAUUUAGAAAUCGUCCAUGUAAAUUGAAAAUCAGUUGGAUGGUUAUUGGCUAUGACGUAAAUUUUAAUUCUUUAGUUUCAGGUUUUGACGUUCAAUUGAAAGUUCUAAAACAUGAUUUUAAUACAACAAAUAAUCAACCUAUGAUGAAUAAGAUUUUACCUAUCAAAGGUGUUCCCCCUUGUAUGGGAAUUCCCGUAUUAAACAGAUUAGAUUCUCCAAAUGAUCAUUCCCUUAUAAUUGGUCAUCAUUUUUAUAAUGUUCAAGGCAGAAAUGCUUUAUGCGCAUUUGCUUAUUGUCUAAAAAACAAACGUUAUGUUAAUUUACCCGACUUUACAUUUUAUACACUUUUUUCUAAUGCUUAUGAAUCACUUGCUUUGAAAAUUAGAAAGCGUGACUUCAUAUUGAAUAGAAAUCCAUUUGCCAAUAUUGAAGAACUUACUUCAAAAUAUCCAAAUCCAACAUACGCUAGUUUGUAUCUACCAAAUAAUAAUAAUUAUUACCCAAUGUUCUUGAAUCAAAGAUGUAAACAGAUUCAAUUAGAAUAUGUUAAAUGUAGUUGUAAUAAAACUUGUUCUAUCUGUAAUAAGCAAUUUACAAAAAUAUCAUUACAUGACAAAAUCGAAUGCAUAUUUUUUAAUCCAAAUAGCAGUAAUAACCUACAAUUAAGUGCUUUGAAUAGUGAAUGGUUGGAUGAGAAAGUAUUGCAAAUUCCUGCUAGAAAAUAUUAUGGUAUCGCCCGAAUUAAUAUUAUCGAAGCUAAAGAUCUCAAACCUACCGACUUAUGGUUUGUUGGUAGUGACCCUGAUUCUUAUGUAAAAAUUACAAAUGCAUUUAGUGGUGUGGAAUAUGACAAAACUCGUAUUAUUUAUAAUUCAAUCAAACCAAAUUGGCAACAAGUGAUUUAUAUUCCAAUUAAUGAUCUUAAUGAGCAAUUCAUGUUGCAAGUUUAUAAUAAUAAUGCUUCCUUCAAACAUAAACUUUUGGGAUAUUAUGUUCUCGAUCUCAUGGACUUUAUGGAGGUUCGUAAUGGAAACAUUGAAGGAAAGCAUUUGGAUCUUGAGUGCAAUUUGACAUUAAAUGGAAAGCUUCAUUUUACUGCCGAUUUUUAUUCCUUUUCCGAAUUAGAAUCCGAACCUUCAAAUAUUAUUUCUAAAAAUACAAUCACCAUCAAUCAUUUAUACCUUUUGAUUACAUAUCAACGUCAAAAUGGUUGUUUUGAAAUAAAUGACGAUGUAGCAAGCUUGUUUAACUUUCCUUCCAAAGAAGAGCUUAUAAAAUCAUUUGCCGCUUUUGUACAGAAUGAUGAAGUAGUAAAAAAACUUCAUAUUGACGUUUGGGGUUCGGCAGUAAUUACAGCAUUCCUUAAAGCUUUAUUAUGUACUCACUGGCAAGAGUGGAGUACAGUUUACGAAAAAACAGAAACUUACUUGAGCGAAACUGUCACCAAUCCUGAAAUAAAAGAGAGGUUAUAUAGCUUGUCAAAUAAAUUUGUGAUUAAACACUUUAAAAUUGAAUCAAAGACUUCCGUCGAAACUGUAAAGAAGGUUAUCAGCACUCAAAAACAAGAUGGGUCUUUUGAUCUGCCCGAAGACGUCUGCAAACAAGUUGAUGUAACAAAUGAAUCCUUAAUUACCACCGUCAAAAACUACGCCGUCAGUGAAUCUCUGCAAAAAACUAUCUCGAAUCAAAGUUGGUGGUCAACAGCCUUGACAUUAAGUUAUCUAAAAACCUAUGCCUCGGCACAUGAAGAAACUUGGAAGGUGGUAUAUACGAAGGCAAGAAAAUACCUUCAUGAACAAGUAAAGGAUGACAAAUUAGAAGAAGAGAUUCAUAAAACCUGUUCAAAGAUUUUGAUACAAAAAACCACCGAAAAGGUUAAACAAAAUCACAGUCUUAUCACUGACCUCGAAUUGUGUAAUUCACAAAAAAAGAAAAUUAUGGAAGUACAAUCAUCCACCACUACAGAGAAAAUACAAUCCGUUAUCACCAAACAGACAGUGGAUGGUUCUUUCGAAUUAAGCAAAGAAGAUAAAUUGGAUGUGCCUUCUGACACCACCUUGGUAUCCAACAUUCAAACGUAUGCCUCCCAUGAAAAAAUGAAGAAGAAACCAGAGUCAACAAUUUGGUAUACACCCCCAAUAACAAUAAGAUACCUCAACGAAUCCCAGGAAAUUCAAUGGAAAGAUAAAUACCAACCUAAAAAGUAUAUUAGUAAGAAAUUAGGUGACGAAAUAUUAGAAGAAGAAAUCAUUAAAACGUCAGAUAAAAUCGUGAUCGAAAAGACGUCUCUACAAACAAAAGAAAAGAAUACCGAAAAGAGGGCAGCCUUAGCAACAAUUCAAUUAAUGACCAAUGAAGAAUUAACCAAAACCGUCAUUUCAACUCAAGACGAAAAAGAUGGAUCAUUUGGGUUAAGUGAAGUAAUUUGCAAAGAUCUUGACGUCUCCUCAGGAACCCUUACAACAAUAGCAAAGAAAUAUGUAACAAGCGAAAAAUUUAAAGAUAUUGAUAAUCCUAAAGUCUUUAAUACCGCUGUGACUAUUGCCUAUCUUCAAAUUACAUCACCCGCUUAUGAAAGCCAGUGGAAGGAUAAAUACGAAAAAGCUAGAAAGUAUAUCAAAGAACAAAUCAAUGAUGAGAUUUUGGAAGUGGAAUUAUUGAAAGCGUCACAAAAAUUAGUCGUUGAAAAAACAACUAAAAAAGUAAUUCGCGAAGAAAAGAAAAGCGAAAUAUCCGAUCAAAUCGUUGUUGAGCCUGCGACGAUGAAAAUAAUUAAAGAAAAAAAAACAAACCAAGUAGUUACCGUAACCAUAGAUGAGGUCGAUAAAGUUAACAAGACUCAAAAUAAUGAUGGCUCGUUUGAAGCUUCUGAGACAAUUACUGAAGGCCUUGUCAUAGCCCCCCAAAAAGACAUUAUUUAUAGCGAAAAAGUACUCUUGGAAUCAGAGGAGAAGUCGUUCCCAGAACCAGUUCAUGAGAAGCCAAAUAACAAUAGUGAACUAAGCACUGAACAGCAAAUGAUUCAACAGCUGAAAUUGAAUCAUGGCUUAUUCUUGGAUGAGUAUGGCAUACAACCAAGCAAACUGGCCAUUUUUAAGGAUGAUGGUAAAUUGAAUAUAAGUCCAUAUAACGAACAACCUAUAGUUUAUACGAAUAUAAAUGAUCCUAAUUCUACAACGAACCUUGAUUUUGCUUUACAAUCAUCUGAUGCAUGUAUUAAUUUUCCGAUCGCUGUUAUUGCCUAUAAUGGUGUUUUGUGUGAAUCUUUUGCGAAUGACGACGAAAAUUUAAAUGAAUCGUUUGGACACCUGUAUGCAAGAAAAGUUUCAGUCGGUGGUAAAUUAUUUAUCAAAGGAUUUAGCUCAGCUACUCCAACACAAAUCGACGUCAUAAAAUUUUAUUUAUCGUGUGUUUAUAAUUUAGCUAAACAUUAUAACACAUUUUCUCCACUCAAUAAUUUUUUUGUUUUUGACUUUCUAAGAAUGGAAACAUUGGAUGGAAAAGAAUUAGACACACCUGUAAAGUUGGCUGAAUGGAUGAGAGAUUUAUAUCAAAAUAACGACAUUGAUAUAAUUUCUUAUGAUAAUCUCAUUCCUAUUGCUCAAUUAAAACACGAAUUACUUUCAGAUGUUAACAUUGAAUCUUCUUCAAUAGAAAAGCAACCUGGAGUUGCUAAUUUUAAGGAGAAAUUAAGUUUUGAAGACUGGACUAGAAAUGUUAUGGACGUUAAUUUAGUAAGAUGGAUUAAAGAUUUUCCUCAAUGUCUAGUGAUUAAUAAAUCAUAUAAGUUGGAAUCGAGCAAAAAGUUUGCGGCUAAUUUCGUCAAAAUACCCAAUGUAAAAUUAAGCACUAAAUCUUAUUUGGAAGUAAUCAAGCCAACAACAAAGGUGGAAGAAGAAUUGAUAAUCAAUAAUAUUUUUUCAAUUAAAGAUUUAAGCCUUUCUCCAUUUGUUGAUAGGACGAUUGAGUCUGAUGAUUCAAGUUAUUAUGAAUAUAGUUUUCUCGUCAAACUUGAGAAAUAUGAAAUUCUUAUGAAUAGGGAUCAUGUUAAACCUUCGAUAGAAUUUGAAAAAGCUAUAAAUGAUGCACUUGAAAGUACGAAACCAUUUAAAGCUUUACAAGGAGUAUUUGAAGAGUAUGGUCAUUUGUUUGCUCAAAAAAUUAUUUUGGGAAAGAUUUUUAAAAGGAAUAUACCAAAUGCUACUUCUGGUAAAAUUGAUUUACAAUCGCCGAUAGUUGAAUCCUUAGAACCAUAUCUAAAUAGUCUAAAUAUUCCAUAUCUUUUGACGCAGCAAGGAAAUAUUAUUGAAAAAAAUGAUUUUUUUGAUUUGAUACAACAUUUAAACGAUUUAGAAAUUAUUGAAUUAGAUGAUAUCAUACCUCUCUAUAAAAUUCUUGAUGAACAGAUGCAAAGAAAAAUUGAUAUUAUAUUAGAUUCUAAUGACUGUAACUCUUCAUUGGAAAGUAUCUCUGUUUGA
Funneliformis geosporum is the source of this 5805-nucleotide messenger RNA. The record is from the annotation of a GenBank genome assembly. NCBI's taxonomy places the organism in Eukaryota, Fungi, Glomeromycota, Glomeromycetes, Glomerales, Glomeraceae.